AUGGAAACGGCCGGUGGUAUAGCCGAAACAUUCAAAAAUGGCACGUUCUUAAUUACUGGGAGUACGGGAUUUUUGGGGAAAAUACUCGUUGAAAAAUUGCUCAGGUCUUGUACCGUAAAAAAUAUCGCGAUCCUAGUGAGGAGUAAAAAAGGAUUUGAUGCCAGUCAGAGGGUUGCAGAUAUCUACAGAGAAUCUCUUUUCGAUCGACUUCGUAAUGAAAAACCUGAUUUUAUGAACAACAUCAAAGUCAUUGAUGGAAACAUAGCAGAAGAAUCUUUGGGUUUAUCGACAGCUGAUCGUAACUGGACCAUAGAAAAUGUGAAUUUUGUUUUUCAUUGUGCAGCUACGAUCAAAUUCAACGAAGCGCUAGAGUCGGCGGCAAAAAUAAACAUUCAAGGAACCGGCAAUCUAUUGUCAUUAGCGUCACAGAUGAGAAACCUUAAGGGUUUUGUACACGUGUCGACCGCUUAUUCGCACUGUCCUAGAACUGAGAUCGGAGAACAAUACUAUCCAACUCCGAUUACAGCCAUGGAGCUAAAAAAUAUGUUGGGUGUAGACGAAUUUACUGAAUCUAAAAUUUUAGGAAAUUGGCCAAACACGUACUCUUUUACAAAAGCAAUCACAGAAAAUUUGAUAUCAACAAACGAAAACCGUUUGCCUAUUUCUAUUUUUCGUCCAUCGAUCAUCGGAUGCACGAACUCUGAACCUGAACCAGGGUGGUUGAACAAUUUGAAUGGACCGACAGGAAUACUUACCGGUGUAAUGGUCGGAUUUUUAAGAACGCUACAGCUUUCCAAGGACAAAAUAACCGAUAUAAUCCCAGUGGAUUAUACCGCCAAUGCACUAAUCAGUGUUAUGUGGGAUACCGUUAAAAGACAUCAAGACUGUAAUCAAGUAAACGAACAACCUAAAAUCUAUAAUUACGUUUCAAGUAUUGAUAGCCCGUUGAAAUGGUCUGAAUACAUGGAAGGAAUGCACGAUGUUUACUACGUGUCUCCUCCUUUGAAAUCAAUGUGGUAUACAUUUUAUAUUUUGUACACUAACGUGUGGAUUGGAUUAUUGUUGAAAUUAUUUUUACACCGAAUACCGGCAGCAUUUAUGGACUUAUUUUUAAUCAUGACCGGAAAAAGUCCCAAAAUGCUGAAAAUGUAUUCGAAGACAGAAGCUAUGACAGAUUUACUUAAAAUGUUUACUUCUAAACAAUGGAAAUUCGACAACAGCAACACCAUCGAAUUAUUGUCGUCUCUAAGUAAAGAAGACCGCGAUAAAUUUGAGUUCAGCAUGGAAAAUUUUAACUGGAAACAAUACACAUCAAGCUAUUACUACGGGAUUAGAAAACACAUAUUACACGAAGACUUGAGUAACAUGGUCGAAGCGAAAUCUAGAAACCGAAAGUUGUUCUGGCUGCAUAAAAUGUUAAUUGUUAUUAUUUUCUUUUUCGUAUUACAAUUGUGUUGGACGUGUAUAAGAUAUUUAUGUAAAUUUUAA
This is a messenger RNA of Rhopalosiphum maidis (corn leaf aphid), 1488 nucleotides long. RefSeq names its product fatty acyl-CoA reductase wat-like. Gene Ontology annotation, cellular component: peroxisome. The transcript is spliced from 8 exons. Gene Ontology annotation, biological process: long-chain fatty-acyl-CoA metabolic process. Gene Ontology annotation, molecular function: alcohol-forming very long-chain fatty acyl-CoA reductase (NADP+) activity. The record is from RefSeq and is a predicted model, not a curated record. Bases 1 to 1488 code for a protein of 495 amino acids. Lineage: Eukaryota; Metazoa; Arthropoda; Insecta; Hemiptera; Aphididae.